Messenger RNA from Dreissena polymorpha, 4225 nucleotides. RefSeq names its product succinyl-CoA:3-ketoacid coenzyme A transferase 1, mitochondrial-like. Gene Ontology annotation, biological process: ketone body catabolic process. The record is from RefSeq and is a predicted model, not a curated record. The transcript is spliced from 15 exons. Gene Ontology annotation, molecular function: succinyl-CoA:3-oxo-acid CoA-transferase activity. Gene Ontology annotation, cellular component: mitochondrion. NCBI's taxonomy places the organism in Eukaryota, Metazoa, Mollusca, Bivalvia, Myida, Dreissenidae. Bases 59 to 1606 code for a protein of 515 amino acids.
UAUUAGAGAGUUUCUGCUCGUGAUUAUCGUUCUUGUCAACGUGAAACAAAAUAACACAAUGUCAACAUUAGUGAAGCUGUUUUCCCUGCAUACGUUAAGAGGUCUGCAGAAUUGUCACAUUGCAGGAACAUCUUAUCUGGUAUCAUGCAAAUUCAGCACUUCGAACAGACUUCAUGCUGCCAGUCACUACAAGACGGCCUUAGAGGCAGUACAGGACAUACCCAGUGACUGCAAGCUUCUGGUGGGAGGUUUUGGACUGUGUGGCAUACCAGAGAAUCUGAUUGGAGCGUUGCUGGAGACCAAGCCUAAGGGUCUGACCAUUGUCAGCAACAAUGCUGGUGUCGAUGACUUUGGGUUGGGACUUCUUCUCAAGCAAAAACAGAUAAAGAGAAUGAUAUCAUCGUACGUGGGAGAGAAUGCAGAGUUUGAGCGCCAGUACCUGAGUGGGGAACUGGAGGUGGAACUGACCCCACAGGGAACACUUGCAGAGCGUAUACGAGCGGGUGGGGCAGGUAUCCCAGCCUUCUUCACUCCUACAGGUUACGGCACACUAAUUCACGAGGGUGGUGCUCCAAUAAAGUACAGUCCAGAUGGGGGAAUAGCAAUUGCCAGUGAAAUGAGAGAGUCUCGGGAAUUUAAUGGACGUAACUACAUCAUGGAAGAAGCCAUCACAGGUGACUUUGCUCUCGUGAAGGCCUGGAAGGCAGACAGGUCUGGCAAUCUAGUGUUUAGGAAGACAGCGCGCAACUUCAAUUCGCCGAUGUGCAAGGCUGCCAAGGUGACCAUUGCUGAGGUGGAGGAGAUAGUCGAGGAUGGACAGAUCGACCCUAACGAUGUGCACAUACCCCACGUCUAUGUGCACCGCGUCAUCAAGGGACCGAAGUAUGAGAAGAGGAUUGAGCGCUUAAAGCUCUUCAAGAAGGAGGUGGCGGGGGAGAUGUCUGCAGGAGAGGCCAUGAGGACACGGAUCAUCAAACGAGCGGCGCUGGAGUUCCACGACGGGAUGUAUGCCAACCUGGGUAUAGGCAUGCCGAUGCUGGCCAGUAACUACAUUCCACCGGGAAUGACGGUGCACCUGCAGAGUGAGAAUGGCAUUCUGGGAUUGGGCCCCUUCCCGACUCAGGACCAGGUGGACCCGGAUCUGAUCAAUGCGGGCAAGGAGACUGUCACAAACCUGCCCGGAAGCAGCUUCUUCUCCAGUGACGACUCAUUUGCCAUGAUUCGGGGUGGCCAUGUGGAUAUCACCAUUCUCGGUGCUAUGCAGGUGUCUCGAUACGGUGACCUUGCCAACUACAUGAUCCCUGGUAAAAUGGUUAAAGGAAUGGGUGGAGCUAUGGACCUGGUAUCUAGUGGCAACAAGGUCAUCGUGACUAUGGAGCACACUGCCAAGGGAGGUAAACCAAAAAUCCUGGAUAAGUGUGACCUCCCUUUGACUGGACAGAAAUGUGUGAACAUGAUCAUCACAGAGAAGUGUGUGUUUGAGGUAGACCCAGAGCGAGGUUUGAUCCUGACUGAGAUUGCAGACGGUGUGUCCGUACAGGAUAUCAUAGAGUCGACUGGCAGUGAGUUUGAGACUGCCAGCACGGUGAAGCCCAUGGGGCAGUGAGGCAUGUAACUGUAAAUGCAGCUGAAACCAUCAAGCCCAUGGGACAGAUUGCAGACAGCUGAAACAAAUAAUCAACAUAAUCUCUGUAAAGUUUUAUGAUAACUGAUCAUGUGUAAUUAUGUCUGCGUGAAAGAUUUCCAUCCAAAAAUGACACAGGCUGCUACUAAAAAUUGAGAUUUUCUAAUCAACAUAUAUCCAAGGAUUUUAUCAAUGUAUGUGUGAAAUGCAGCUGAAUACUUGUAGUAAACAUGUUUUCAUGCCCGCAUCAUCUACUACUGUGGAAAGCAUAAAGAUAUUGGCUUGAUUCUUUUGUUUGUCCGUCCAUAGGCAAAUAACUCAAAUUGACAUCUUUUGUAUAACAUCAAUACGCUUUCUUCAAAUCUUUGAUAUUGUUUUAAAUGUUGUCUUUGCACACUUUCAACACUCCAACAAGACACCUACAUCACCUUUUGAUCUUGAUAUUAAAAGACUUUUGAACUAAUUGAGAAGUUCUUACUAAAAAGCUUUGGUACUUCCAUUCAACACUCGGCGCACUCACAUCACCUUACCUCAUUUUGACCUUGACAUUUAUCUAUUUUUGGACUAAUUAACCCUUUGCAUGCUGGGAAAUUUAUCGUCUGCUUAAAUGUCGUCUGCUGAAUUUCUACAAUUAGCAUUUCUUCGAAAUUUUUUCAAAAAUUACUAUCAGAAUAGCAAACAGUUUGGAUCCAGAUGAGACGCCACGUUCUGUGGCAUCUCAUCUGGAUCCAAACUGUUUGCAAAGGCCUUCAAAAUUCGGUUCCCGCAUUGUAAGGGUUAAGACAUUCAAAUAGGCCAAUGAAUCAAUACCGAAUAGGCUUUUACCAGGUGCAUCAGCAGUUAUCGAACACAACAUCUUAAAAUUUUGAGCUCGGCGUUUUCAGAGAAAACCCGAGGCAUUGUCAUAGCCAGCUCCUCGUACGCCGUCUGACGUCGGCCAUAGGCUUCGUUCUAAAACCUUUACAUUGGCUCUAAAAUCAAAGUGCUUCCACAUACAACUUUGAAACUUCAUAUGUAGAUGCACCUUGAUGAGUUCUACAUGCCACACACAUUUUUGGGUCACUAGGUAAAAGGUCAAGGUCACUGUGACCUCUAAAAAAAAAUAAAUUCUGACAAGCUUUCAUUUAUUCAAAACUGCACCUGUAGCCGAGCUUGGCAUCCGUUAUGCGGUGCUCUUGUUAGAAUUGGAACAGACUUUUAUAUUUGAUUCUGGUCCUUUCCAAUAAUUGUUGUUACAUCUAUUUGAAAUGCUAAGAUAUGAAAGACAUAAUAGUAAAGCAUUUAUAUUUAAUACAUAUUGACCAUUUUACAUAGUGCUGGACAUUAAAAUGGAAUUUGUUACUCUUCUAGAAAUGUGUGUAUGUCCCUUUUGAGUACUAUUUUUUGUAUUGGCAGUUGUAAAUCAUACCAUUGAUGUUGCAUAUUCUAUGUAUGUCAAUAGGACCCCUUUUGUAUGUAGUCUCUGGCAUUUAUAAAUGCACAACAAUAAAAAAAUUUGAAUCAAUAUCACAUCUAUGAAGAACUAGUGGUCUACAUGCUCAAUAGGACAAAAAGUUCAUGUUUAUUACAUAUGUUCUAUUGAUAGUAACAUUAAUACAAUGAAAGGCAGGCGUUAUGAUGUUGCCAAUUAUUGCACAAAUAAGGAGUGUGCCAAAAGUCCAUAAUGAGAAAAAAUGCACUUGCACAAAACAAUGUGAUGUCAUUUCAUAAAAACAGUGCUCUAUUUUACCUCAAACAAGCGCUAUGUUCUUAUAAGCAUAACUACUAAAUUAUUUAUUUUUUAGGUGUAUAGUGGGGAAAUGAUAAAAUUAAAAUUUAGAGAGCAAUAUGAAAUCUCACUUUGAACUGUUAUAUGUUAUGUUUGUUAUGAUUGUAUUUUUAUUACAUAAUGUAUCCGUGUCAUUGAUAUUUGAAUUUGCUAAGUAACGUAUCUGCCUGAAAUGUAUAUGUAUCAAUCAGAUACAAUAUUGGUUUGUUUCAUGAUUAGUCCCAGAUUUUUGAUUUCAUGGCUAAUUGCAGAAUGAGGUUUCGUUAAAACACGAGUUUCAUUAUUACACCGUAUCUAUUUUAAUAGUAUGCUUUGAUAUGGAAUGUGGAUGCCCAUUGCUAUAUCAUAUCGAGUUGAAACUUUUACAAUAAACUUAUGGCAUACAUUGUAUAUGAAAGUAACAAUUUUUGCCAAGCUAAAUAUCAUUUUUUAUGCACCCAGACCGAAUGAUCAGGGAGUAUAUUGUUUUUGGCCUGUCUGUCUGUCAUUGUAUGUGUGUGUGUCUGUCCCAAAACUUUAACCUUGCUCAUAAAAUCAAAACUCUUGGGCCUUAUAUAAUGUUCUUUAAACUUCACAUGUGCAUGCCUCUCAUUGAGAUCUACAAUCAAACAUGGUUUGAGGUCACUAGGUCAAAGGUCAAGGCAACUGUGACCGUUACAUUCAAAAUAUAACCUUGUUUCUAAAAAAGUUGCUGCGCGGCUUCAAAGCGCAGUAGGGGGCAUUAUAUUUCACAAACACAGCUUUUGUUUAUUUAGUAUUAACUUAUGUACAUACAACCGUAUAAUAAAAAGAUGUACAUAAACAUUUAUAUUAAAGCACACAUUUAAAAACUA